Molecule: messenger RNA, 1814 nt
Organism: Andrographis paniculata
Lineage: Eukaryota; Viridiplantae; Streptophyta; Magnoliopsida; Lamiales; Acanthaceae
Product: signal recognition particle 54 kDa protein 2
Exons: 9
Coding region: 125-1615 (496 amino acids)
Biological process (GO): SRP-dependent cotranslational protein targeting to membrane; SRP-dependent cotranslational protein targeting to membrane, translocation
Cellular component (GO): signal recognition particle, endoplasmic reticulum targeting; cytosol
Molecular function (GO): GTPase activity; ATP hydrolysis activity; GTP binding
Source: RefSeq, a predicted model, not a curated record
CGUCUCGUCAAACGUAAUUCCGUCGACCGGCGAGCAUUAUCUAACCCAACGACGAAUUCCCAUUCCCAAACCCUAAUUCCAAUUCAGGCCGAUCGGCGGCGGCGAUUACAGAUAAUCGGCGAAGAUGGUGCUCGCACAGCUAGGUGGAAGCAUUUCUCGUGCUAUUCAGCAGAUGAGCAAUGCGACGAUUAUCGACGAGAAGGUGCUCAGUGAUUGCCUCAACGAGAUUACCCGCGCGCUUCUCCAAUCCGACGUGCAGUUCAAGCUCGUUCGCGAGAUGCAGACAAAUAUCAAGAAGAUAGUCAAUCUCGAUGAUCUCGCCGCGGGGCAUAAUAAGCGUAAAAUAAUUCAACAGGCGAUUUUUAACGAGCUGUGCAAGAUAUUGGAUCCCGGGAAGCCUUCAUUCACCCCAAAGAAAGGGAAAACUAGUGUUGUAAUGUUUGUCGGUCUUCAAGGAUCCGGAAAAACAACAACAUGUACAAAAUAUGCAUAUUACCAUCAAAAGAAGGGUUGGAAGCCUGCAUUGGUUUGUGCUGAUACAUUCAGAGCUGGCGCCUUUGAUCAGUUGAAGCAAAAUGCCACUAAAGCUAAAAUUCCUUUUUACGGAAGUUACACCGAAUCGGAUCCUGUGAGAAUUGCAGUUGAAGGUGUUGAAAGAUUUAAGAAGGAAAAUUGUGAUCUCAUAAUUGUCGAUACCAGCGGACGUCACAAACAGGAAGCUGCUCUAUUUGAGGAGAUGCGUCAAGUUUCUGAAGCAACGAAACCAGAUCUUGUCAUAUUUGUCAUGGAUAGCAGUAUCGGUCAAGCUGCUUUUGAUCAAGCACAAGCAUUCAAGCAAAGUGUUGCAGUCGGAGCUGUGAUUGUCACUAAGAUGGAUGGGCAUGCAAAGGGAGGUGGUGCACUUAGUGCAGUUGCAGCGACAAAAAGUCCAGUUAUUUUUAUUGGAACUGGUGAACAUAUGGAUGAGUUUGAAGUAUUCGAUGUGAAGCCAUUUGUCAGCCGUCUUUUAGGUAUGGGUGACUUGUCUGGAUUCAUGGAUAAGAUUCAUGAAGUUGUUCCGAAGGAUCAACAGCCCGAGCUUCUCCAGAAGCUUUCAGAAGGCAACUUUACUUUGAGGAUUAUGUACGAGCAAUUUCAGAACAUACUCAAGAUGGGUCCCAUUGGUCAGGUAUUUUCAAUGCUUCCGGGAUUUAGCCAAGAGUUGAUGCCCAAAGGCCACGAGAAGGAAAGCCAGGCAAAGAUUAAAAGAUACAUGACAAUGAUGGACUCAAUGACCGACGAAGAGUUGGACAGUUCUAAUCCCAAACUCAUGAAUGAAUCCCGGAUAAUGCGAAUAGCUAGAGGGUGCGGCCGACCAGUGAGGGACGUAAUGGACAUGCUGGAAGAAUACAAGCGGCUGGCGAAGAUCUGGAGCAAGAUGAAGGGGCUCAAGAUCCCAAAGAAGGGAGAAAUGAGCGCAUUGUCGCGAAACAUGAACGCACAACACAUGAGUAAAGUCCUCCCGCCGCAGAUGCUCAAGCAGAUUGGCGGCAUGGGCGGCUUGCAGAAUUUGAUGAAGCAUAUGGGCGGCUCUGCCAAGGAUAUGAUGGGUAUGUUCGGAGGCGGCGAAAAUUAGAGCUUCACAGGUACUUUGUUUCUACACUAUACUUUGGAUAUUUGAUGAUGAUGAUAUAUAUAUAUAUGUUUAUGUACCUAUAAAUAAUUGGUAUUUUUUUUUUUUUGGCGUUGUGAAAUUGCAUCUACAGUUUCUAUGCUCUACGGUAACUCGUAAAUUUUGGAUAAUCAUUGAAGGUUAUAUUGGUGGUUUGCUCGUA